This is a messenger RNA of Oncorhynchus mykiss (rainbow trout), 5191 nucleotides long. RefSeq names its product solute carrier family 1 member 7a (gene slc1a7a). Gene Ontology annotation, cellular component: plasma membrane. Gene Ontology annotation, molecular function: neutral L-amino acid transmembrane transporter activity; L-glutamate transmembrane transporter activity; glutamate:sodium symporter activity. The record is from RefSeq and is a predicted model, not a curated record. Gene Ontology annotation, biological process: L-glutamate transmembrane transport. NCBI's taxonomy places the organism in Eukaryota, Metazoa, Chordata, Actinopteri, Salmoniformes, Salmonidae.
GAGCUUCAUCGCAGAAACCCCCUAAAGUGCUUUAUCCGAGGAGGACAACUACUGCCUUCUUCCCUUUGUUUUGGCCAACCUCUACUUCCUCCACCUACUCCAUUUUCUCUCAAUCCAUCUCCUCCCCAAUUCAGUCUUUUUUCUCACUUUCAUUCUUCAGUCCCUCCCUUCUCUCCAAGGCUCUCUGUUUCCAUAUCUCCUCCCCCGUCUUCUAUCUUUCCGUCUCCUGCCGUCCGGUCUGUCGCGUGCCCCAUAUAGACCUUGCUCUUUAUGGCUGAGUGAAGUGACCAGCCAGGGACUCUGGUGGAGUGAGUGACCAGCCAGGGACUGUGGAGGACUUUACGUGGGAGUAAGGAUGGCGGUGAACUUUUCGGAGGUUUGGGGUCGGGUAAAGAAUGUGUGUGCGCAGAACGGGCUCCUCAUCCUGUCUGUGUUGGCCGUUGUCAUUGGCUGUAUGAUGGGGUUCCACCUGCGGGGAAAGCAGCUCUCAGACCAGGAGGUGAAAUAUUUCCAGUUUCCUGGAGAGCUCCUGAUGAGGAUGUUGAAGAUGCUCAUUCUUCCCCUUGUCGUCUCCAGUUUGAUGUCGGGGCUGGCAGCCCUGGACGCCAAGUGUUCCAGCCGCCUCGGCAUCAUGACCGUCUCCUACUACCUGUGGACCACCUUCGUGGCGGUGGUGGUGGGCAUCCUCAUGGUUACCAUCAUCCAUCCAGGUGGCGCCGCCCAGAAGGAGGACAAUGAGGACAGCGGCAAGCCAAUCAUGAGCUCCGCUGAUGCCCUGCUUGAUCUGAUUCGCAACAUGUUUCCAGCCAACUUGGUCCAGGCAACUUUCCAACAGUACCGUACCAGGAGUAUCCCCAUCAUGAAGACCCCUCCGCCCACGGUGACAGCUCCCCUGAUGGAGAGCACCACCCGGAGGGUCUAUAUCUACGGUGUCCAGGACGACAAUGGAACAGACGUCCAGAACUUCUCCCUGGACCUGACGCCCCCGCCAGACGUCCAGAUGCGCACGCUGCCCGGGACCAGCGAUGGCAUGAACGUCCUGGGGAUCGUCAUCUUCUCCGCCACAAUGGGUAUCAUGCUGGGUAGAAUGGGGCCUAAUGGCAGCGCCCUGGUCAACUUCUGUCAGAGUUUAAACGAGGCUGUCCUGAAGAUUGUCGCCAUAGUGAUCUGGUACUUCCCGUUCGGCAUCGUGUUCCUGGUGGCCGGUAAGAUCCUAGAGAUGGAUGACCCGUCAGCCAUGGGGAAGAAGCUGGGUUUCUAUGCCAUCACCGUGGUGAUGGGCCUGAUCCUCCAUGGUCUCUUCAUCCUCCCGGCCAUGUACUUCUUCAUCACCAAGAAGAGCCCCAUCGUCUACAUCAGGGGCAUCCUGCAGGCUCUGCUCAUCUCCCUGGCAACCUCCUCCAGCUCGGCCACGCUGCCCAUCACUUUCAAGUGCCUCCUGGAGAACAACCACAUCGACCGACGCAUCAUCCGCUUCGUGCUCCCUGUGGGCGCCACCAUCAACAUGGACGGGACAGCGCUCUACGAGGCCGUGGCAGCCAUCUUCAUCGCCCAGGUCAACAACUACGAGCUAGACUUCGGCCAGAUCAUAACCAUCAGUAUCACAGCUACGGCUGCCAGUAUUGGUGCAGCUGGAAUCCCGCAGGCCGGAUUGGUCACCAUGGUGAUCGUGUUAACCUCGGUGGGCCUGCCCACUGAUGACAUCACUCUCAUCAUUGCUGUAGAUUGGGCGUUGGACCGUUUCAGGACCAUGGUCAACGUGAUGGGAGAUGCCCUGGCCACGGGGAUCAUGGCUCACAUCUGUAGAAAAGACUUCGUCAAGGAAGGAGAGCAGGUGCCUCUGAUCUGUGAGACCAAGCCCAUGAUCAGCAUCCAGCAGAUGAUGACGUACCAGAAGAACGGUGGGUACCAGCACCCUCCCUGCGGACCAGAGGGCCCGGACGUGGCUCGUCUGAUGCAGCUGGAGGAGGGGUUACGGCCGGAGCAGAGGAAGAGGAACCCCCACGCUCCCCAACACAAGAGGGAGCACAAGGAUAAGGACCACUGCUCCAUCGACAUGAAUGGCCUGGAGACUAACGUAUAGAGGGAGCCAGUCAUCAGCACCACAGCAACCGGCUGCGUCCCGAUUCUCCACACUUCUCUAGAAGUGUGCACAUGCAUACUCUCCAUCACGGAUCUAACAGUGGUGGAUCUAACAACUCCCUCCAGACAAUGGUUACACCAGUUCAGUGAUUUUAACACCAUAACAAUGAGUGGGAAAGUGCAUACUUUGGAAAAAGGUGGACAAUCAGAAUGCAGCCAAGAUUAUAGCUACAGGCGAGAGGAAGGGACUGACUGACCAACUGCAACAGAUGCAGGAUGAGGAUCCAACAAGAAAAUGUGAUUUUCUACAUGAUUUAUAUUACGACCCAGUAUGAUUGUGCAUGUGUGUGUGUAUGUACUUAUCAGAGUUGUUACACGCCAGCAGAAUGAUUUUAUAGAAACAUUUUAUAUGAGGAGCAGGCAUUCUAUAUGAUGAGAAGACAUUCUAUAUGAUGAGGAGACAUUCCAUGUGACAAUGACACAUUCCAUAUGACAAGGGGACAUUCUAUAUGACAAGGAGAGCUUCUAAAUGAUGAGGAGACAUUCCAUGUGACAAUGAAACAUUUUAUAUGACAAGGAGAAAUUGUUUUUGACAGACACAUUCUAUAUGACAAGGGGAUAUUCUAUAUGACAAGGAGCUAUUCUAUAUGACAAGGAGAUAUUUUAUAUGUUGAGGAGACAUUCCAUGUGUCAAUGAGACAUUCUAUAUGACAAUGAGACAGUCUAUAUGACAAGGAGACAGUCUAUAUGACGAGGAGACAUUCUAAAUGACAAGGAGACAUUCUAUAUGACAAUGAGACAUUCUAUAUGACAAUGAGACAUUCUAUAUGACAAUGAGACAUUCUAUAUGACAAUGAGACAUUCUAUAUGACAAGGAGACAGUCUAUAUGAUGAGGAGACAUUCUAAAUGACAAGGAGACAUUCUAUAUGACAAUGAGACAUUCUAUAUGACAAUGAGACAUUCUAUAUGACAAUGAGACAUUCUAUAUGACAAGGAGAUAUUCUAUAUGACAAGGAUAUAUUCUAUAUGACAAUGAGACAUUCUAUAUGACAAUGAGACAUUCUAUAUGACAAGGAGACAGUCUAUAUGAUGAGGAGACAUUCUAAAUGACAAGGAGACAUUCCAUAUGACAAUGAGACAUUCUAUAUGACAAUGAGACAUUCUAUAUGACAAUGAGACAUUCUAUAUGACAAUGAGACAUUCUAUAUGACAAGGAGAUAUUAUAUAUGAUGAGGAGACAUUCUAAAUGACAAGGAGACAUUCUAUAUGGCAAGCAGACAUUUUAUACGAUGAGGAGACAUUCUAAAUGACAAGGAGAUAUUCUAUAUGAUGAGCUGACAUUCUAUAGGAUGAAGAGACAUUCCAUAUGAAGAGCAGACAUUCCAUAUGACAAGGAUAUAUUCUCUUUGACGGGCAGAUAUUAUAUAUGACAAGGAUACAUUCUAUAUGAAGAGCAGACAUUCUAUAUAAUGAGGAGACAUUCCAUAUGACAAGGAGGCAUUCUAUAUGAAGAGCAGACAUUCUAUAUAAUGAGGAGACAUUCUAUAUGACGAGCAGACAUUCUAUAUGACGAGCAGACAUUCUAUAUGAUGAGGAGACAUUCUAUACGACAAGGAGUAUUUCUAUAUGACAAGGAGACAUUCUAUAUGAUGAGGAGACAUUCUAUAUAUGAUAUGGAGACAUUCUAUAUAUGAUAUGGAGACAUUCUAUAUGAUGAGGAGACAUUCUAUAUAUGAUAUGGAGACAUUCUAUACAUGCUAUGGAGACAUUCUAUAUGAUGAGGAGACAUUAUAUAUGAUAUGGAGACAUUCUAUAUGAUGAGGAGACGUUCUAUAUGAUAUGGAGAUAUUCUAUAUGAUGAGGAGACGUUCUAUAUGAUGAGGAGACAUUCUAUAUGAUGAGGAGACGUUCUAUAUAAUAUGGAGACAUUCUAUAUGAUGAGGAGACGUUCUAUAUGAUGAGCAGACAUUCUAUUCAAUGAGGAGACAUUUUAUAUGAAAAGCAGAUAUUCUAUAUGAUGAGGAGACGUUCUAUAUGAUAUGGAGACAUUCUAUAUGAUGAGGAGACGUUCUAUAUGAUGAGCAGACAUUCUAUUCAAUGAGGAGACAUUUUAUAUGAAAAGGAGAUAUUCUAUAUGAUGAGGAGACGUUCUAUAUGAUAUGGAGACAUUCUAUAUGAUGAGGAGACGUUCUAUAUGAUGAGCAGACAUUCUAUUCAAUGAGGAGUCAUUUUAUAUGAAAAGCAGAUAUUCUAUACGAUGAGGAGACAUUCUAUACAUGAUAAGCAUACAUUUUAUACGAUGACAUAAGAGAUAAAGAAGAACUGUGGGAAUCUUCAGUCGGGGAUUGAGGAUCUGUGGACCUGUGGAUAAUGACAGGACAGCUAAGCUUGAGCCUUAGCCUUCCAUCUUAGCUAAUCAACAACCCCCUCACAAUGGAUGUGUCAGUCAGUCUGUCUGUCUGUCUGCUGAGCUGAGAGGUGAAUGUGACUACACUCUCAUUACGCUUGUGGACUAUGGAUAAAUAGGAAGAACUCAUUUCUUUUUUGAAAAUAUUAUUGAAAUGUUAUUGAAAAUGUUAUAUUUUGCAUUGUUUUUUUUUUCUUGUUGAAUUUUGUAUGUUUUUAUCAUUCAGUUCUUCUUUUUCUGAACAACAUCAUCACACAAACAAAUGUAAUGUUGCCUCAAAACCCCCAUACGGGGUUAUGGUCAUUUUAGGCUCAUUGGUUAGUCUUAUAUACCCAGCAGGUUACUCUCACAAUCCUCAUUGGAGAUAAUACAGUAAUUUACAGUAUGGGGGUACCCCUAAACAUAUGGGGGUACCCCUAAACAUUCAAGGCAAGAGCAGCAAGCUACAACUAAAUAACCACAGGUCAUACUCUGAAUAUGCUUAUGAUAAUAUAUGCUGUAAAUAUAUUUAUUUCAAAAGUGAAAGGAAUUUGUAGUUUGUAUAAACAGACAGUAUGAUUCAACAGGCGCCAUUAUGUUUCUGUCAUGAAAUUAACGUAAUUAUUAAUUGUUUCUUCUAGUCCAAUUGCACAAAAUGUAACCCCCUUUUCUGUAAAAAACAAACAAACAAACAAAAAUAUCUAUAUAUUGUAAGGAAAAAC